GCGGAUUUCAUGACGUCUCUCUGCGUGGUCCAUCACUUUUCUCCUAACCGGGGAUUUUUUUUUACUUCUGCCACUCUUAUCUUUCCCCGCUUCAUUCCACCCAGUCUCCCUCCCCCGUCCCUGCCCAAACGCGUGCCCCUCCGCCCCUCCUUUGGCCCCGGUACCCAGCCCUGCUCUCCGCGCUCGGCCGGAGGGAGCCAGUCCGGAGACGGCUGCACCUGGCUGGAGAGGCUGGGCGGGCGGAGGGGUGGAGACCCGCGGGCGCCGGGAAGCCGGACCUGGAGCAGGAGCAGCUGCGAGCAAGAAUGGAGUCUCCUAACAGCCUCUCGGGGCUGAUGUGAAAUUUGACCACCUGAUUCCAGUUUUUUUCUUUUCCUUUUCUUUUUUGCAUUUCCUUCCCUCGCCAUCCGUCGUGUAGUGAAUUGUUCAGUCUUGCUCCGUUUCGAGAGAGGAGAUCAUGAUUGAGUGAAGCCACCCCGUCCGCAGCCAGGAAAAGCACAAAGAAGAAACUGCAACAAUGGCCAAGCUGACAGAAUCCAUGACUAACGUCCUGGAGGGUGACUCCAUGGAUCAGGAUGUCGAGAGCCCAGUGGCCAUUCACCAGCCAAAGUUGCCUAAGCAGGCCAGGGAUGACCUGCCGAGACACAUCAGCCGAGACCGGACCAAAAGGAAAAUCCAGAGGUAUGUGAGGAAAGAUGGAAAAUGCAACGUUCAUCAUGGCAACGUGAGGGAGACCUAUCGCUACCUGACUGAUAUCUUCACCACCUUAGUCGACCUGAAGUGGAGAUUCAACCUGUUGAUUUUCGUCAUGGUUUACACAGUGACCUGGCUCUUUUUUGGAAUGAUCUGGUGGUUGAUCGCGUACAUCCGGGGAGAUAUGGACCACAUAGAGGACCCCUCCUGGACUCCUUGUGUUACCAACCUCAACGGGUUCGUCUCUGCUUUUUUAUUCUCAAUAGAGACAGAAACCACCAUUGGUUAUGGCUACCGGGUCAUCACGGAUAAAUGCCCAGAGGGAAUUAUUCUCCUCUUAAUCCAAUCUGUGUUGGGGUCCAUUGUCAAUGCAUUCAUGGUGGGAUGCAUGUUUGUAAAAAUCUCUCAACCCAAGAAGAGGGCAGAGACCCUGGUCUUUUCCACCCAUGCAGUGAUCUCCAUGCGGGAUGGGAAACUGUGCCUGAUGUUCCGGGUAGGGGACCUUAGGAAUUCCCACAUUGUGGAGGCUUCCAUCAGAGCCAAGUUGAUCAAAUCCAAACAGACCUCGGAGGGGGAGUUCAUCCCGUUGAAUCAGACGGAUAUCAACGUAGGGUAUUACACGGGGGAUGACCGUCUGUUUCUGGUGUCACCGCUGAUCAUUAGCCAUGAAAUUAAUCAGCAGAGUCCUUUCUGGGAGAUCUCCAAAGCCCAGCUGCCCAAAGAGGAACUGGAAAUUGUGGUCAUCCUAGAAGGAAUGGUGGAAGCCACAGGGCUAUGCAACCAGUGGUCCCAUCAAUAGAAACAUUAAGAGGUAAGUAUCCCUCUGGUGGAAACUUUACAAGCCAAAGUGUGUUCCCUUCCCACUUCUAAGGCUCUCGUGGAAGCACAUGUCACAGAGAAGCUUCUGUCCUCCUGACCUUUGACUGGCUUUGAAGAGUGGACCCAAGCCAAGUCCCAUGUGAUAUACAGCAUGACUGAGAAAUAACCUUAUGUUGGGUUAAGCCACUGAAAUUUGGGUUGUCAUCAAGGUAAAAUCUAGCCUAUCUUGCCUGAUAUAAAAUGUCACAUUAACAUUUGACAAGUUGGCCAUUGUAUACUGCCAAGCAUACUAGACUUGCCAGGAAAUGAAUCUGUAACUGGCUACUUUGCAGAACUUCUCCUCCAGGUUUUAAAUUCUUUCUUCACUGGUGAAGACUGAGAUCAGACAGACUGAAUUCAAAUUCUGUCUCUACUCUUGACUAUCCCUGUGAUUGAGCAUAUCACAUUCCUUACCUUCACAAAAAUUUUUUUUCCCAUUCUGAAAAAUUGGAAUGAUUCUUGUACCUGCAAAAAGAUUCCAUGAGAUAAUCAUGCACAUCCUUCAUUGUGGAGCCCAAUGUGUAGUAGGUGCUCAAUCAAUCAAGAGAGUAGCACUAUGAUUCUGUGAAUCAUACUGUUCUCAUAGCUAUCAUUCAUUUCAUGCCUAAUGGAUGCCAAUUACCUUAUUAGAUGUUUUGCAUGGAUUAUUUUAAAUCUUCAAAGCAAUUCUGAAAUGUGGGUACCAUUCUUAUUUAACAAAUGAGGAAGUUGGGUCUUGGGUAGGGGUUGGGAAGACAGUAACUUGGCCAAGGUCACCCAGCUGGUGAAGUGAUAAAGCCAGGAUGCAGUCUCAGGGCUGCCCCCUCCCCAGUCUAUCUGCUCCAGUGCCCCUCUAGAGGAGCCUACACAAAUCCUAUGGCAUGUCUGAGGGGCUCCAAGGUAGUGGUUAUUGAUUAGAGUUCAUUAAUGCACCGACAACUAUGACUCAAUGAUAUAUAAUUUCUUGAUUACAGGCCAUGGCUUCUCUACCGGGCUCCCCUUGCCUGACUGCAGGAAGCAGGCAGGGAUGAUCCACUCUUGCAUAACAGUUGGCAUUGAGUCCCCUGAAAGGGCAGCCUAGAGGCUCCCACCCUCCAGUUCUACCCAAUUCAGUGUUAUCAGGUGACUGUGCCAGUUGAAGCUCUGGGUUAACCCCAUCCAAAAUGCCCUGGUGCCAUGCCAAGUAUAAUCCAAAGUGCAACCAACCGGCCAGCUGACAAACCCUUAAGGGAGGAAAAAAAAAAAAAAGUUUAACACUGAAAGGCAAAAAUCAAUUUUGACUCUGAAUUCCCUGCCAGAAAGCACUAUAAUAAAAAGAUAUAGGCUUUGAUCAGCCUAAUUAAGCUCGGCUGGGGUUUCCAUUCCACUGUAAAAGAUUCAACAAGACCCUUUUUGGAGAAGAUGAUGAUGAUGAUGAUGAUGACGACGACGACGACGACUCAUACUGAGGCCAUCCUAGGAAGAUUUUAAUUAUGCAUCUGCUAAGUAAAUACAUUUCCUUUUACAUUUCCUCAAGCAUGUUUUAUAUAGUGUAAAUAUUAAUAGAAAUCUGUGAAAGCAGACGGAUAAUGGAGGGCUUGAUGAGUAAUGGGAUUAGAGGAGAAUGUACAAUAGGGGAUUGCUGAGAUGGCUAGACUGUAGAGACUGAGUCUAAAAUAGAUUAAGGCUCCAUUCGCAUUGGCCCAAAAUUAAGUAUGUUUAAUACAACUUGGAAAGCUAAAGUAGUGAUAAAAAGCAGGGCUUUGUUUGCUUAACAUACUCAGUAAUAUGUACUUUGUUUCCUCAAAGUUGGAAAAGGUGUACAACCUCAGGGGAACAAAAAUGCUGCUGGUUCAUGAUCCCCCUAGAUGAUGUUAAGGAUUCAUGAGGUCCGACACGGAUGGGUCAAGAGAGAUUUCCAAGCAUUUUCCUGGUCCCUCCAGCAGAAUUUCUUUUUGUUCCCCCAAAGGGACCUCAGCAUGUUCAGUCUGGCCUGCAGACCCUGUGUCACCCCAUACCCUCAAGGCUAGGGGAAGAGAAGGGUCAUAUCUGUUAAGCCAACAACAGAUGGGACAUGAUUACCAAUGAGAGGGAAGGCAACUUGAGGGGCCACCCACAAACCAGGCGCAGCAGAGCAGGGCGGGGCUGGGUUCCAAUACAGCUGCAUGGAGUCACAUCCUGGGUUUGGUGGAUGAAUUAGCAAAAGCCUCAUCUGUGGCUGGAUUUCUCAUCCCUGACAUUGAAGAGGCUCAGUGUGAGCACUUUGAGUUCCCAUGCCAGCCAGGCAAGGUGUCCUUCACUGCCACAUUGAAAGGUAAAAUGGCACAGUGGCGUUUCUGUCCUUGAGUGUAGUCUGACACAUACUCGACCAGGUACAAGGAGCAUCUCAUGAAUAAUGAGCACCCAUGACCCAGGAAGGUGGUGGCCCAGUGGAGAGGGGGCAUGGAGGGUGUUAGCUGUUUUGUGCACUUGCCUUCAGAGGUACCUGUCACAUGUCCCACCCUAGGGUCUCUUAUGAUGAUGAAACGAAAUCCACAGAUGUAAUAUGAAUUUAAUUUAAAUGUUUAGUCUUUUUAUCGUCCAACCCACCAAACUCAUAAUUUCCACUUUCUUCCCUCUCUUCAGUCUUUCAACACCCCCUCCCCCUUAGAUAGCAACCUGGUCUCAUGCUUAGUUGAGAAAAUAGAAGCAAUCAGACUGAACACUGGCAUCUUAUCACGACCAUUUCUGCCACACACCUGGGCCUCUCCCUCUUUCUUCCCCCCUGUUGCUGUGGAGCCCUGUUCCAUCAAGGACCAUCUCCGCAUCACAUCUCCUCAGCUUACUUAAAGACUUUUGGACUAUAACCAUCCUCUUUCUUUCCUCCAUCACCAAUUUUUCCUAAUAGUUUUAUUUCCAUCAACAUGAAAACAUUCCUUGAUAUUCACCACCCCAAAGAACAAACAAAGAAAAACAAAACUAUACUUCUUUUGGUGCCAUGUCCCUUUCUAGUACUAUCCCAUUUCUCAGCUCUCUUUCCCUCAGGACUUCUAGAAAGAAUUGCCUGUCCUCUCCUUCACACUUUCUUACUUCCCAUCUCAAACAGGCUUACCUUCCCACCACACCACCAAAACUCACCAACAACGUCCAUCCUGCCAGAUCCGAAGACCACUCCACUGUUCCUGUGUUCCCUGGCCUCUCCACAUCAUUGGUGCACUUGACCACAGCCUCCCUCUCCAGCACUUUCUUCCCUGGCACUCAUGACUCCCCUACUGCUCUCCCUCCUACCUCAAUAAGAUGCCUUUCCAUUCUCCUCUGCAAGCUAUUCUUCUUUUCCCAAAAUGCCUCAGAGCCUAUUCCAACCAGAGUCCUAUCCCCCUACUUUCCUUCUCAGCGACUUCAGCCUUUGGCUUUAAUUACCAUCUUUUUCUAUGUGACACCAAAUUUCUGUCUACAGUACUAACCUCUCCCCUGAGCUCUGCACUCAAAGAUUUAAAGGCCUACUUGGCCUAACAAGCUUGUACAACCAGUGUGGCUAAAGCAGAAGCUAGAGAUUUCCCAAGUCCUCUACAGUCUGUUCCGCUCUUCAUCUUCCUCAAAGCCAUAAAUGUUAUUAUGAGCUAUACAGUGACUCAAGUCAAAACCUACAGUGUCAUCGGAGAUUCAUCUCAGUCCCUUACCAUGGAAGUCCUGUGGGUAUUACUUCCAAAAUAUGUCUGUCUCUACGGCCACCAUCCCAGAUUAAGUUGUCAUAAUGUGGAGGCAGUGACGUUCAACUGGUCUAUCUGCUAAUGACCACGCUGCCAAACUUCACUUGGCACAGAACAGCCAGAGCACUUUUUUUUUUUUUUU
Molecule: messenger RNA, 5340 nt
Organism: Macaca mulatta (Rhesus monkey)
Lineage: Eukaryota; Metazoa; Chordata; Mammalia; Primates; Cercopithecidae
Source: RefSeq, a predicted model, not a curated record